AUGCGUAUUUUCCUUAUUCGACAUGCAGAGACGGAGCAUAACGUAGCGCAGGUAUACGCUGGCACUACUGAUUCAGCCUUGACAAAUCACGGUGUAUUACAGAUUGAGCAUCUUGCUCAACACUUUGCCACCAAAUCUAUCCAUUUUAAUACGAUAUUUGCAUCUGACCUGAGCCGAGCCCGUCUCACAGCAGAGGGCAUUUGCCGCUUACAGCCUCAGCGAAAUGGCGUUCCUCUUACACCUAUCUUAACCCCGGAUCUGCGCGAAAAAGAUUUUGGCUCGUUAGAAAAUGUCCGCUGGCAAGCUUCUAAUACUGCAUCUCCAGGUAAUCGGGGACGUCCCGAGAACCUUGGUCCUGCCUCUGCUGGCCUGCAUAUUGAAAGCGAAACCAAUGCUUCAAUGAGACAAAGAGCUACUUCAUUUCUAAACGGAUAUUUUCUUCCCUUGAUGCUUGAUGCUUCUGAAUCUGAGGAUAACGUGGCAAUUGUUGCUCAUGGUAUCAUUCUUCGUGUGCUGUGGAAUUGUCUCGUUGGGCUUUUUGAUCCUAUGCAUAUAACCUUGACAACUGGCACUCCUUCAUUUGAUAAUGGACCAGCAGCCCUGGUUACACUGAACUGGUCGAAUACAGGGUAUACGAAAUUAUGGAUUCAACCUCCAUCUCAACAAAAGCUGAGCCUUGGUGUAGGCCCAGAUUCGGAAUUGUCAGACAAUUCAAUAUCUACAUCAAAUACUUCCGGUCAAGAUUAUCUCCUGAAUGGGUGGACAAUGAGAAUAAUUGUCAUUGAUAGUAAGGACCACCUUGCAGGUCUGCGUCGGACUCGUGGGGGAAUUGGUAGUGCCGCGCAUGACACGCGACAAAGGAGAAUCGAGCAAUUCUUCAAGCAAUAA
Messenger RNA from Penicillium taxi, 888 nucleotides. Its product is annotated as histidine phosphatase family protein. Lineage: Eukaryota; Fungi; Ascomycota; Eurotiomycetes; Eurotiales; Aspergillaceae. Gene Ontology annotation, molecular function: phosphatase activity. Bases 1 to 888 code for a protein of 295 amino acids. The record is from RefSeq and is a predicted model, not a curated record. Gene Ontology annotation, cellular component: cytoplasm; cytosol. The transcript is spliced from 2 exons.